UUUGUUAGUGCUAUUUUACAAAUGGUGGAUGACAAUCAGUUUUGAGUCAUGUGGGGUAGAAGAAAUAUUAGAUUUAUGUGAAUUAUACAUAUAAAAUUAUAUGUAAAGAGAGCAUUCCUAUACCCUUCUAGUAUAUUUGGAUAAAGAGAGAUAAAUAAAAAGAAAAUAUAUAAAACUUUAAAUAAAGAGCUAUUAUUUGCUAAAAUUAACCGUGUCGGUUUUGUUGAAAUAGAAGUUUUCCUACAAUUGAUAUUUCAAUCAAGGUCAAGAGAUUUGAAUUGUGAUAAAAUUGUGAAAAUGGAGGUGGAUUAUAGCAGCAACUGCGAUAUAAAAAUUCCAGAAUGUAAAAAACUAGCACAUGAAGGAAAGCUACAUGAUGCUUUGGAUCAAUUAUUAGCAUUAGAAAAAUUAACACGAACAAGUGCAGAUAUGACAUCUACAUCACGGAUCCUUGUGGCUAUUGUUCAAAUUUGCUUAGAAGCAAAGAACUGGGCUGUUUUAAAUGAACAUAUAGUGUUGUUAUCCAAACGACGUUCUCAGUUAAAACGAGCUGUUACAAAAAUGGUUCAGGAAUGUUGCACCUACGUAGAUAAAAUGCCUGAUAAAGAGACCAAAAUAAAGUUAAUAGAAACAUUGCGCACUGUAACUGAAGGAAAGAUAUACGUAGAAGUUGAAAGAGCAAGGCUUACCCAUCGCUUGGCAAAAAUCAGAGAAGAGGAUGGAGAUAUCUCAGGUGCAGCAGCUGUUAUGCUGGAGUUACAGGUUGAAACAUAUGGUACCAUGUCACGUUUGGAGAAAGCAUCUCUUAUUCUAGAGCAAAUGCGAUUAUGUUUAGCAAAAAAAGAUUUUAUGCGUACACAAAUAAUAGCAAAGAAAAUUAAUGUUAAAUUCUUUAGUGAUGAAAAUGAUGAAGAAACUCAGACUCUCAAAUUGAAAUAUUAUGAUCUAAUGAUGGAAUUGGCCCGGCAUGAAGGCUGGCAUUUAGAAUUAUGUAGACAUAAUCGAGCAGUGUUGGAAACUCCAGCUGUUAGAGAUGAUCCUGAAAAAAGACACGCAGCUCUUUCACGUGCUGUUCUUUAUCUUGUACUUGCACCACAUGAACCAGAACAAGCUGAUUUGACCCAUAGGCUGCUUAAUGACAAACUUCUAGAUGAAAUACCAACAUACAAAGAACUGUUACGUCUUUUUGUAAAUCCAGAACUAAUAAAAUGGUCAGGACUGUGUGAAAUUUAUGAAAAAGAUCUUAAAGCUACGGAAGUUUUUAGUACUUGGACUGAAGAAGGUCGUAAGCGAUGGGCUGAUCUCCGAAAUCGCGUCGUUGAACAUAACAUUAGGAUUAUGGCAAAAUAUUACACAAAAAUUACAUUAACUCGCAUGGCAGAAUUAUUGGAUUUACCGGUUGAAGAAACUGAAGCAUGUCUAUGCAGUUUAGUAGAAACUGGUGUGAUAAAUGCUCGUACAGAUCGACCAGCCGGUGUAGUUCGUUUCACAGGAACCCAAGAACCAGCUGCUCUUUUGGAUGCUUGGGCUGCAUCUUUAUCAAAAUUAAUGAGUCUUGUCAAUCAUACAACUCAUCUUAUUCACCAAGAAGAAAUGUUGGCCGUAGCUCAAUCCUGAAAGAUAAAUUUCUCCUUUCUCUUUCUCCCUUAUUCUCUGCCCCUUUUCCCUCCUCUCUUUACACUAUACUCUCUUUUUCUUCAAAUUUCUUCUUUACUAAAUCCUUUAUAAAAAUUAUUUGUACGAAACUACUACACAUAAACAAUUAUACAGUUUGUAUGUGCAACCUAAAGAAGGCAUUUAACGAGCUCCUUUCGAUCUGUUUUUAACGCGUGUACUAGAUCGUAAAAUAAACAUUAUGCGAAGUAUAAAA
This is a messenger RNA of Bombus pyrosoma, 1870 nucleotides long. RefSeq names its product 26S proteasome non-ATPase regulatory subunit 12 (gene Rpn5). The record is from RefSeq and is a predicted model, not a curated record. The transcript is spliced from 8 exons. Lineage: Eukaryota; Metazoa; Arthropoda; Insecta; Hymenoptera; Apidae. Gene Ontology annotation, cellular component: nuclear proteasome complex; cytoplasm; proteasome regulatory particle, lid subcomplex. The coding region runs from base 298 to 1617 and encodes 439 amino acids.